Messenger RNA from Mesocricetus auratus (golden hamster), 2734 nucleotides. RefSeq names its product interferon regulatory factor 2 binding protein 1 (gene Irf2bp1). Gene Ontology annotation, biological process: regulation of transcription by RNA polymerase II. The transcript has a single exon. Gene Ontology annotation, molecular function: transcription corepressor activity. Bases 390 to 2153 code for a protein of 587 amino acids. The record is from RefSeq and is a predicted model, not a curated record. Lineage: Eukaryota; Metazoa; Chordata; Mammalia; Rodentia; Cricetidae. Gene Ontology annotation, cellular component: nucleus.
GGUGGAGGCGGCGGCGUCGGCGGCGGCGGCCGUUGCAGCGGCGUCGGCGGCGGUGCGAGCGGCGGGAGCCCGGGGCGGCGGCGCCCGAGGCCCCAUCCAGAGAGCCGGAGCUGUGCAUCGCGACUCACGGUGCGGACCGGACUGGGGCGCCGACGCGCGUGCUCGCGGCUUUGCCUUUUUCCACGGGAGGCGGGAGUGAGGAGUGAGGAGGAGGAAAGGAAAAAAAAAAGGCUCCGGGCCCAGGGGGCGGGGAAGGGGGGCCGGGCCUGAAUCCGGCGGGGAGGCCGAGCCGAGGCCGGACUGAGCGGCUCGCGCGCCCGUCCCCGGGGCUCGGCGGAGCGGACGCGGGCGGCGGGGGCGCACCGGGCGGGGGGGGCGGCGGCGGCGCCAUGGCUUCCGUGCAAGCGUCCCGCCGCCAGUGGUGCUACCUGUGCGACCUGCCCAAGAUGCCGUGGGCCAUGGUGUGGGACUUCAGCGAGGCCGUGUGCCGCGGGUGCGUGAAUUUCGAGGGCGCCGACCGCAUCGAGCUGCUCAUCGACGCCGCCCGCCAGCUCAAGCGCAGCCACGUGCUCCCCGAGGGCCGCUCGCCGGGACCCCCGGCCCUCAAGCACCCGACCUCCAAGGACCUGGCCCCGGCGGGCUCCCAGGGCUCGCAGCUGCCACCCCCGCAGGCCCAGGCGCAGCCAUCGGGCACGGGAGGCAGCGUCUCGGGCCCGGACCGCUAUGACAGGGCCGCUUCGUCGUCGAGCCGCUUGGCGCUGCCCUCGCCGGCUUUGGAGUACACCCUGGGGUCCCGGCUGGCCAACGGGCUGGGCCGCGACGAGGCGGUGGCGGAAGGGGCGCGCAGGGCUCUGCUUGGCUCCAUCCCCAGCCUGAUGCCCCCCGGGCUGCUGGCAGCUGCCGUGUCCGGCCUGGGAGGCCGAGCCCUGACCCUGGCACCUGGCUUAAGCCCGGCUCGUCCACUUUUCGGCUCCGAUUUCGAGAAGGAGAAGCAGCAGAGGAACGCGGACUGCUUGGCGGAACUGAACGAGGCCAUGCGCGGCCGGGCGGAGGAGUGGCACGGGCGUCCCAAGGCCGUGCGGGAGCAGCUGCUGGCGCUGUCCGCCUGCGCCCCUUUCAACGUGCGCUUCAAGAAGGACCACGGGCUGGUGGGCAGGGUGUUCGCCUUCGACGCCACGGCCCGCCCCCCGGGCUACGAGUUCGAGCUGAAGCUCUUCACCGAGUACCCCUGCGGCUCCGGCAACGUGUACGCGGGGGUCCUCGCCGUGGCUCGCCAGAUGUUUCACGAUGCUCUUCGGGAGCCGGGCAAGGCGCUGGCCUCGUCGGGCUUCAAGUACCUGGAAUACGAACGCCGCCACGGCUCAGGGGAGUGGCGCCAGUUGGGAGAGCUGCUUACGGACGGGGUCCGCAGCUUCCGAGAGCCUGCCCCCGCCGAGGCCCUGCCCCAGCAGUACCCGGAACCGACCCCAGCCGCUCUGUGUGGCCCACCGCCGCGAGCCCCAUCCCGGAACCUGGCGCCCACGCCACGCCGGCGCAAGGCGUCCCCUGAGCCCGAGGGCGAGUCCGCCGGCAAGAUGACCACGGAGGAGCAGCAGCAGCGGCACUGGGUGGCACCGGGUGGCCCGUACUCCGCAGACACACCUGGCGUGCCCUCACCCAUUGCUGCCCUCAAGAAUGUGGCCGAGGCCCUGGGCCACUCCCCCAAGGACCCGGGUGGGGGCGGAGGCCCUGUGCGCGCAGGGGGCGCCAGCCCCGCGGCUUCCUCCACGACCCAGCCGGCGACCCAGCAUCGCCUGGUGGCUCGCAAUGGAGAGGCGGAAGUCAGCCCCACGGCCGGGGCUGAGGCUGUCAGCGGGGGUGGCGGCGGCGGCGGCACGGGGGCGACCCCUGGAGCCCCCCUGUGCUGCACCCUGUGCCGAGAGAGGCUGGAAGACACCCACUUCGUGCAGUGUCCCUCGGUACCCGGACACAAGUUCUGCUUCCCUUGCUCCCGGGAGUUCAUCAAAGCACAGGGCCCGGCUGGAGAGGUGUACUGCCCCAGCGGAGACAAGUGUCCGCUGGUGGGGUCCUCUGUCCCCUGGGCCUUCAUGCAGGGCGAGAUCGCUACCAUCCUUGCCGGAGACAUCAAGGUCAAGAAGGAAAGGGACCCCUAGGCCGCCAGCGCCACCGGGCUAUUCCCCCCACCCCCCCCUUGGCCGCCCACCGCGGUGGCGGAUAAAUUAUUCCCUGCCCCACCCAACCCAGUACCGCCCUAACCUGUGUAUAGACCCUCCUCCCCUACCCGGAUGGAUCCCCUAGGGUAGAUGCAUUGUGGGUGGGGGGAGAGCUUGUGGCUCCUGUCAGAGCGGGUGUUUGGAGUUCCUGGGCCCCUCCGAUUCCCUUCUCCUUUCUUGGCUUGGCUCUUCUGCUGUUGGUAGUUGGGGGACAGGUACCCCGCUUGUCCUUGAGAAGCAGCGAUCUCCCGAGAACUCGCUCUUUAUAAACGAAGCAAAAGCAUUUUAUUGCCCCCCCUCCCACCCUUUUCCUCCUUCAAUAAACGGAAAGAUGGGUUGGGUUUUUCCCCCCCUCCCCUUCACGGUCCCUUUAGUUGAGUGAGAUGCUGCGCCCCCUUCGGGACUGGACGUGUCCUGCGAGAGAGAGGACUUCUGCUAUGUGACCACGAGGUGGCGCCCUUUGCCCAGCGGGCGACUGUUUGUAGUGUACGUUUGCUGUGCUCAUUAAAAGGUGUAGUCGA